AAAUUUAUGCUCGGUAAUGGAGUUAUUUUUAUUUUCAUGAAAAAAGUUGGUUACCGUGACUGAACCACAUAAAUUUUCAAAAAGAAUUUCUCUGCUUCUGUUAUCAAAUUUAUUUUAAAUUCCGAUCAGAUUUAUCAAUAUUAUUUCCUCUUCCGAAAUCAAUUUACAAAUCAAUUACUCUUUCACAAAAAAACAAAAUUCUGUUAGCAUGAGUAAAUGAACAAAAUGAACCCUUUAAAAAACAGUUUACCUUAUCAAAAAAAUAAAAUAAAAAACAGUUUACAUGUAUUAAUCGUUGUUACUGGUUAGCAGUUGAUUUGAUUAAUAAUUCUGGGUUUGUAAUUGUGUGAGGGAAAUAGAGUUUAUUGGGUAGGUAAGCAAUUGGAGAGCAGUAGGUAACCUAGUUGUUUAUUCAUCUUCUGCAAAUUCCUCAUUUUUGAUGGAGCACGAGGAGAGAGAAAAUGAGAGCAAAAAGAUCUUGAGUUCAUCAAUGGAGGAUCAAAACUGGAGGGUUGUUGAGAUUGGAGAAAAUUCCACUUCUAAUUCUGAUUUUGAGUCUUCUGAUCAUAAUUCUAUCUGGGCUCUUGAUAUUGGAGGUACCCUUAUUAAGUUGGUAUAUUUUUCUAGAGAAGAUAGCUCUUUGGAUAACAACACUGGAAACAAUGUCCAAGGAGAGGAGACUGUAAAGGUUACUGGUUCACGUAAUUAUCCAAUUCUCAACGGCAAGCUUCAUUUUGCGAAGUUUGAGACGUCCAAAAUCAACGAGUGCUUAGACUUCAUUGAGUCUAGGCAACUUCAUGGCAGCUCUUGCAGGAACCAAGAGGAGGGUUUAGAAAAAAAUAAUGCAGUAAUCAAGGCUACUGGUGGUGGGGCCUACAAAUAUGCUGAUCUCUUUAAAGAGAAGCUUGGUGUUAUACUUGACAAGGAAGAUGAGAUGGACUGUCUAGUGGCUGGUGCGAAUUUUUUGUUGAAGGCUGUACCUCAGGAAGCUUUCACAUACAUGGAAGGUCGAAAAGAAUUUGUGCAGAUUGAUGGUAAUGAUUUAUAUCCCUAUCUACUCGUCAACAUUGGCUCUGGCGUCAGUAUGAUUAAGGUUGAUGGAGAUGGAAAGUUUAAUCGAGUUAGUGGAACAAGUGCAGGCGGUGGCACCUUUUGGGGCAUGGGAAAGAUUUUAACAAAAUGUCAAAGCUUCGAUGACUUGCUGGAGUUGAGCCAACAGGGAAAUAAUAGAUCUAUUGACAUGCUUGUUAGAGACAUUUAUGGAGGUCAUGACUAUUCUAAGAUUGGCCUGUCAGCAACAACAAUUGCAUCCAGCUUUGGCAAGCCAGUUUCUGAAAACAAAGAGCUUGAGGACUACAAACCCGAGGAUAUUUCCCGAUCCUUACUGCGGCUUAUAUCGAACAACAUUGCACAGAUUGCCUACUUAAUUGCAGAAAUAUAUGGACUAAAACGGAUUAUUUUUGGAGGAUUUUUCAUUCGCGGCCAUGAAUAUACCAUGGACACUAUAUCCGUUGGAGUUCAAUUCUGGUCAAAAGGUGAAAAGAAGGCCAUGUUUCUAAGACAUGAAGGGUUUUUGGGCGCAUUGGGCGCCUUCAAGAGCUAUGAGAAGCAUGGCCUAGCUAACUUAAUGGGCCACCAUUUAGCCGAGCAGUCAGCUGUAGUGUCACCACGUCCUCGUACAGAACAAAAGCUUACCGAUCCUUCGUUUGGUGAAUCAGUUGAUGCGGAAAGUAUCGAUUGCAGUGUUCUCAGUAUAGAUACCAUGAAUAUAACCUGAACUUGGUUUUCCGGCACCAUAUAUGACAUCUUUCAGUUUGCCGUCUAGUUUACGUAGCAGUCGUCUUUUGUUCUAAAAAAGAAAGUCGGAAAAUAGAUUAAUUUGCUAUCGAACCAUGUAAUUCAUCCUGUUGUUGUAACAUCAUUUUGUACAUAGAAAAUUUACAUGAACUUGUGAUCUAUAUUGUUCAAUUACAUAAAAUCAAAACUAAGGGAAGAUCAUUGCCUUUUUCUUUUC
This is a messenger RNA of Amaranthus tricolor (Joseph's coat), 2014 nucleotides long. Its product is annotated as pantothenate kinase 2. Lineage: Eukaryota; Viridiplantae; Streptophyta; Magnoliopsida; Caryophyllales; Amaranthaceae. Gene Ontology annotation, molecular function: ATP binding; pantothenate kinase activity. Gene Ontology annotation, cellular component: nucleus; cytosol. The transcript has 10 exons. The record is from RefSeq and is a predicted model, not a curated record. Bases 440 to 1777 code for a protein of 445 amino acids. Gene Ontology annotation, biological process: coenzyme A biosynthetic process.